CAAGCCACACUGAUCCACUCCUUCAAUCCUCGUCUUUUCAUCUUCCCCUUCUCUUCUUAAUUCUUGUCAUACAUACUAAGAAAAAGGAAAGACCAAAACAAAAAGAAAAAUGGAGAGGAAGAGCAUAAGAAUGUCUUCUUUGCUGUUGUGGAGUUUGGUCGCUGCUUUGGUCUCUCAGAACUUGUUGAUCCCUGUCAUGUCCGCUAGCUUUGAGGAUCAGAAGAACUACUACACUCCUGAUCCACACGUAGGAACUCCACCCUCAGGAGGGUCAACACCAAAGACUCCAUCUCCUUCUCAUUCCAGACCAUCCCAUGGAAGCAGCGGGGGAAGCUAUGGCCCCACACCAUCAACACCUAAAGCCUGCCCAACCCCAUCAACACCAUCAUCAAAAACUCCUCCUUCCGGUCACAACGGCGGAUACUAUCCUUCCCCUACUCCGAGCACUCCAUCCACUCCCACAACUCCCACAACUCCUUACACUCCCACACCUACCACUCCUGACACUCCCACUCCUACCAUUCCUUACACUCCCACACCUUCCACUCCUACUCCUACCACUCCUCCAUACGUUCCUGAUCCCAACUCCCCUCCCUUCACCUGCACUUACUGGAGGAACCACCCACAACUGAUCUUUGGUGUGCUGGGCUGGUGGGGAACACUCGGCAAUGCUUUCGGAGUUCCAACCGUGCCGGGGCUUGGCUCCAAUAUCAGCCUCAAGGAUGCCCUCUCCAACACCCGCACCGACGGCUACGGCGAGCUCUGCAGGCAAGCAACCGCGUCUCUUCUCAACUCCAUGAUUGACAACAGGUUCGCUUUCACCACCAAGCAAGUCAGGGAGAACUUCAUCGCCGCCCUCGGCUCCAACAAGGCCGCCGCACACCAGGCCAGCCUCUUCAAGCUCGCCAACCAGGGCAACCAUCGUUGAAUAUCUCUAUCUAAAUAUAAUAUAAGCAGGGCAAAAAAAAAUCUAUUUUAUUUUUCAGUUGGUUCGUGAGUGCAAAAUACUGUGUGUUAUAAUUAUUGUUGUUAUUAUGUCCAGGACUACUCAAGCAGUGUGUUAUGGCUAAGAACCGUUCUUAGGAUUUUCAAUAUCAUGUCAUGACGUUUUUUUUUUUUUUUUUUCUUUUUCACGUCUUCAUAUUGUUGCUUUUGUAUUAUUCGACUCGUGAGGUUAUAGGCAUAUGAUCAUGAUCGUCAAGAUACUGUGGUUUUUACA
Morus notabilis is the source of this 1219-nucleotide messenger RNA. Its product is annotated as protodermal factor 1. The record is from RefSeq and is a predicted model, not a curated record. The transcript is spliced from 3 exons. Lineage: Eukaryota; Viridiplantae; Streptophyta; Magnoliopsida; Rosales; Moraceae. Bases 110 to 928 code for a protein of 272 amino acids.